AUGGUCCAAACUCGAGCUCAGAAAGCACGUCAGCAGUCGCAUAAUACGCCAGUAGAACAAGAACAAAAACCAGGGAAACAAUCGGGACAAGGAACAGCAAAGCAACCAGGACAAGGAAGCGCGGCGGACAGUAGAGACUUAAAUGCAGUAUCGUCUGGUGCAACAUCAACGAGCCGAAAUGUGCGAGAUCAGAAGAGAGCGCUUGAAGAAGCACAGGAUCCUGUGCAAACGAAUCAAUCACGCAUAACAACACUGAGUUCUGACUACACAGUUGACAUAGUCGAAAACAGUGACCCAAUCGCGCUCUGGAUAAACGAAGGACACUGGUCCGGCAACAAAAACGUUGAAUCCGAGAUGGAAGGUCUCACAGAAAGUGAAUACAGCGAAAUCUCGACCGGCUGGAAACGGGCAGACUCUGGGACGCCUGUGACGCGGAGUUCAGCAAAAUCGCAGGCACAGAGCGUGCCGUAUGCAUCUCCACGCUAUGAGCAGCGACUUCUAGAGAAGAAUUGUUUCUUGACUGAGUCAGAAAUAGGAGUUUCCGAAGAGAGUAAAGUCUUGUACAAAAGUUUGCUUGAACUGAAGCAGACGUUUCCAGAGAAUUCGCUGUUCCACGAUGAGAUGUUUGCCACGACUUUGGAUGAUUUACGAGGCCGAAAUGAGGCUCGGGUCAUCCGAAACAUCGGACAGCUUAUCGUUCCUUCGGCAGCCAUUCUUGCCAGGAAGGGUGACAAGCACCUGCAUAUUCUGGAGGAGAGCUUCGAUGAUGGCUGGAAUCGUUCAAUUCCGCUUACAGGAGCCCGUCCACAGCCGGACUACUCCGUUGGAUUCAAAAUAGACGCCUUCACUAAACUUCAGCUUGCAAGACUGUCCCCUUUUGUACGCGACAUACCUUGGGGCAGUACCGAGCGGUCCUUUUUCAUGGCCACAAACAGGAUGUUUUUCCCGUUCCUAGCCUGCGAAGUGAAAUGUGGAGAGCCGGGGCUCAACACCGCAGAUCGACAGAACGCGCACAGUAUGGCGCUGGCGGUGCGAGGCAUUCUCGCGCUUUUUCGCCUCGUGAAGCGCGAGAAUGAACUCAAUCGUGAGAUUCUCGCGUUUUCCAUCUCAUAUGACGACGCGUGGGUACGGAUCUAUGGCCACUACGCGGUGAUCGACGAGGCCGGAGGCAUCAAAUACUACCACCAUCUAAUCGCUCCCAUUGCCCUUAAGGCACAGGACGGCCAAGAUAGGUGGAAAGCCUACCAAUUUACAAAGAACAUUUAUGAUGUCUGGGUGCCGACACACUUGCAACGGAUCCGCUCGAUCAUUGAUCAGCUCCCGGAUGAGUGCGACACGGAGAAUUCAAAACUGUCCGACUCGACCAGUCCUCCGCAGAACCUGCCGACUCUAACCGAACAAGAAGAAGAAGAAGAAGAAAAGGCCACCGCAGCGCCUCCCACGGAUAAAGAGAAUGAUUCAAAUCACAGCAGUAAGGGUGACGUUCCAGCUCCUUGCAAAAAGCGAAAGAGCUCGGCAACCCAAUCUUGA
Messenger RNA from Pestalotiopsis fici W106-1, 1530 nucleotides. RefSeq lists its product as uncharacterized. The record is from RefSeq and is a predicted model, not a curated record. Lineage: Eukaryota; Fungi; Ascomycota; Sordariomycetes; Amphisphaeriales; Sporocadaceae. The transcript has 2 exons. The coding region runs from base 1 to 1530 and encodes 509 amino acids.